AGAAUGGCGUUUGCAGUGGCCAAGUUGCAGGCAAAGCUGCGGCAGUGGGCAACAAAAUAGGCAAUCGCAUUGAUUAAUCGCACACGCUGACAGUAUUUGAAUAUUGAACUCGUGUUUUGCGCGCGGCAACAACUUCAUUAAAGCAAAAUAAAAUAAAAAAUUAAUUAUUUCAAUAAAAAAGUGCAAACAAAAAAAAAACAAAAUAUCACACAGUCAUUCAAAUUCAAUUAAACCCGUUGCUUAAUUCAGUUAGCAAAAUCGAUUGGCAACGGCCGCACAGCGGCAUUCAAUAAGCCGCGACACAAGCACGCGGCGCGACCAGUCAGACAACGGCAUUUUGCGUGGCCAAAGCAUAAACGUGCAACGCAUUAGUUGUUAUUAUUUGUGUAAUUGGACGUGCUAAUCACAUUUUUGUGGCUCCGAAAUUGAAACGUAACCGUGUGAUUUUAUAACAGCAGCCGCGACACGCUUAAACAACUUGCCACUUAGCAUUGCAACCAACAGUGGCCGCGUCCAGCGUUUCCACGGCGCUUAAACCAUAAUCAAAGACGUUAAAAAUAAUCAUAAAAAUACGCAAAAAGUAAACACUAACGCCGAAAAUAAAUUGAAAAAUUGAAAAGUAAUUCAGCCAGGCUAAUUAAAAUGAGUCGCACGCACAUCUCGUCCGGCAUAAUGAGCCGCAUGCGAGUUUUCGAAAGCACAGAUUCUUCAGCUUCCAUUACCGACAGUCCGAAGAAACGCUCAACAACAGCAACAUCGGCGGCAACGUCUUCACAAGAUUCACCUAUAAUAUUGACAGCACCAUCGUCAUCGUUAGCUUCGUCGACUUCGGAGAAGAUAGUGCUACGGGAACCUGAAUCCAUACCGACCGCUGAGCCAGAUUGGUUCGAAAAUAAACGAAAGGCGAUUAGCAGCGCACUUGCAGCGAACGAACGCACUACAACAACAAUAACAAUGAUGAUGUCGUCGCCACCGCCGGGAGUACAAAAAGAUGCGGACGGACUUAUACUGCCCAGAAAACUGAUAAAUCCCUGUUUGGAAUCAAAUGAACGGCAGCAGCUGCAUCGAGAGCUGAAAUUCAACACUAAAAUGGGCAAAAGUGUGCUAAAUCAGAAAUCCGAACUGCAGCGCGCAUACGAGAAGCAACGCGAACGGCAACAACGCCAACAGCAACAGGAGGAUCUCUCACCCACCGCCGGCCUUAAAGCUGAACUGAAUCGUGUGAUAAUGGAGCGUGCGCAGAAGCACGAACGCCAGGAGGGCGACGAAGACGAGGAGGACAAGCAAUAUGUGAAUCCGGAAUAUUUGAAUGCGCGAGCGAAACUGCGCCAACAACGGGCGAGCGAGCUAAAAUAGAUGGGGGCGAUGGGAGGGAGGGAGUGAAAACCAAAAACAAAAACAAAAAACAUACAAACAACAAUACAGCACCCGCGCAUUCAACAACAACAAACAGAAAAUAAGAGAAAAGAACUUCAACGCCCCCUUCUUUGCUUAACCUAAUAAGUUUGAUUGCUUUACGAAUAAGUUUUCCCAUUUUAUGUUUAUAGAAGUCUACUUUUUGGCGUGUAGUGUAGUAUUUGUGUCGAAGUUGGACUUUAGUCGAAAUGUUGGAGGCAACUUUUGUUAUUUUGCGUACAUUUUGAGUUAACGCACAUCACUUUUUGAAACAACAACACUUUUUAGCUUAAAAUAUUCGUUAAUUCGCUUUAAUAGAAUCUUUAGUGGUAUUUGUUCGAUAUGACCGACCCAUGUACGCAGACAUGUUUAUGUUUGUAUGUAUGUGUGUCACAUAUCAAUAUUUGUAAAUUAGCAUAAUUUUGUUUUUAUUCUUGUCGAGCUUAAAUGUAACAUUUCUAAUCCAUAAAUUUUAAUUGUUAAAGUGAUUGGGGAGCGGACCCUCAAGAAAUAUUUUAGACCUAAAGUACUUUUCUUUUCAAAUUAGAGACGAAUUUCGGGCUUUAAGGCAUAUAUAACCCGUUUAUCACCUGAAUGACGAUUUCACAUUUCUUUUUGUUUUUUUUUCACUAAUUUUCGCUAAAUUACAGCUUCUUUGCCUAAGUAUAUGCAGUCUUAUUCGAAUCUCUUCCCCAGCUUCUUACGUUGCCACUUCACAGACCCUCAAAAUGUGCUAUCAAUCAUCAGUGUAUCUAAUUAUAUGACGUAUGGUGAAAUUCAAAUGAAGAAAUGAUAUUAUUUUUAUACAUGAAAACCCAUUUAACAUAACUGUAUUUGUAAUAUUAAUUAAUAGCAUAUAAUUGUACUGUAUUAUAUUGUAUUUGUAGUGGAACUCUAACGUAUAAACCCUUUAACAAAACGCCACUCUGUAAGAAACCACACAACUCAUGACCCUGUGUUAAACCUUUAACUAAAUAUAAAAAGAAAAACAAAAACAUAAACAAAAAAACAUAAAACAUAAAACAAAUUUAAAUAAGUUAAAUAACGAGCAACUGUUAAAAGAGACUACCUUAACGAUUGUAAUAAUUACUCAUAUUGACUUAACUUACGAGUGUAUAAAGCAAAAAGUGAAAUUAUAACGGUGUAAAACGAUAAAAAAUAACUGUAAAUGUUAAAUGCAAUGGAAAGGUCUGACAAGCGAAACAGGGAGGUAAAAUAUACUAAAUAAAUACAUUAAAAAACAAAAACGUUGAAAAUAGAGUGUAAAGGGAUAUAUAAAAUCGUUCUUUAAAAACAAAACAAAAACAAAUAAAAUCAAUAAUUGUAUGAAACGUAGAUAAUACUUAUAAAAUUAGUUUUAAAUAAAUUCUAUUGUAGUAAAAAGUUAAAA
This is a messenger RNA of Bactrocera dorsalis (oriental fruit fly), 2785 nucleotides long. RefSeq names its product protein FAM107B. The record is from RefSeq and is a predicted model, not a curated record. Bases 643 to 1356 code for a protein of 237 amino acids. Lineage: Eukaryota; Metazoa; Arthropoda; Insecta; Diptera; Tephritidae. The transcript has 3 exons.